Molecule: messenger RNA, 351 nt
Organism: Paramecium primaurelia
Lineage: Eukaryota; Ciliophora; Oligohymenophorea; Peniculida; Parameciidae
Source: the annotation of a GenBank genome assembly
AUGAUUAUACGUAAACCAACAACUAUUACUUUGAAGCCAGAAGAUGAUUAUUAAGAAUAUGAAGAUUUUAAAAAAAGAUAAGAAGACUAAAAGAAGAGUUAAAUGUAAUAAAAGAAAGAAAUGUUCACUUGGUCAUAGUAAUAAUAAGCUUAGAUAAUACAUUAAGUUUGAAAAUUUUGAAUUUAAAAAUAGGCCCCAAAAAAUACAAGAAGAUCAAUUCAAGUUGCCUAAGAACCAACAAUUGAAUUUGAACCUGAUUCAUACUUUGAUAUUAACAAUUAAAUCCCUGUUAACCAAUUAUUUAGAAUGAUAAAUCCAUCUCCUGAUACCAUGUAACAAGAGCCAUAAUGA